Molecule: messenger RNA, 1465 nt
Organism: Ctenocephalides felis (cat flea)
Lineage: Eukaryota; Metazoa; Arthropoda; Insecta; Siphonaptera; Pulicidae
Exons: 3
Coding region: 110-1465 (451 amino acids)
Source: RefSeq, a predicted model, not a curated record
AAGCGUAAGUAACUCAAUCGACUUCUUACAAAUAUAAUAAUGGUUGUUGAUACAAUUUUGUAACCGAAUAUCAAAUGUCAUCUGAUAAAUAUUGUUAAAAUUUGUGAAAAUGAUGGCUAAUAUUCCACCUUUACUAUCUUCAAGUCCGCCCCCACUUGAUAUCUCAGAUGAACCAGAAGAUUUUAUUGAUGAAAUUAUACCAAGCUUUGAUUAUGAUGCUGUACCUGAACAAACAUACAACGGUGAAGAUCUUGAUUGUACGAUAAAUUUUCACAACUCUCAUACUCUAAAAUUACCAAACAUCGAAGAAAAUGUAAUCAACAAUUUUAAUUCUCCUUGUGAUUUCAAUGUCCCAUCGGAAAUAAUAACAGAGGCAGUACAAUUGGAUAAAACAAAUAAUAAAAUAGAUUAUGAUGAAAUACCAAAUGAAAAUAUUGUUUUAAAAAGUUUAGAAGACAAAAAUUUAUCAAAUAAUUUAUUGAACAACUGUACAAAUACUACUUUUAAUGACGUUUGUGAUAAUGAUAAGGAUUUUGAACAUUUGGAUACCCCACAAGAAAUUGUGCAUGAUAACUUACAGUGUCUGAAAAAUGAAGAAUCUUACGAAAAUGAUAUAAAAUUUGACCGGUUAACUAUAAAUAAUCCUUCUUCAGAAACUACUAAUUCUGAUGAUGAUAGUGAAAAAUUUGAAGAAAUUACUGAUAAUGCAUUUAUGAUUCCUGAAGUUAAAAGCUGUACAGAGCCAGAUGUAUAUAGUACUGCUUUGAAUGAUGCACAAGAAGAUUAUCAAAAUGCAGAUUGUAUACAAAAUAACUCUGAUGGGUUUGAUGAUUUUGAUGAUUUUGUAUGUGCGGAACCUAAGUCAUUAGUUGUUCAAUCAACAGAUAUAACUAAAAAGGAUGAUGAUUCGUUUAGUGAAUUUAGUGGCGGGGAAAAGUUUUGUUCUGGUUCACCUGAACAGAAAACAAAUUAUGACUUACCAGUAGAUACAUCUGUGAAUCAGACCAUAAAUGAUGUAGAUGAAGCCCAGAAUAUAAAUUUAGAAAAUUAUCACAUUUCAAAUAUUCCAAUUUCAGAAUAUGAUAAUAAAUCAGAUGUUGAUGAAGACGAUUUUGUAUUUCAAGAUUUUCAAUCCACAAAUCAAACAAAUCAAAAUCCAGAAACAGAUCCUAAUUCUGAAAUAAAUGAUGAGCCUGUCAGUAAAGCAAAACACAAAGAUGAAAGUUUUGAUGACGAUUUCGAAUUUCAAGAUUUUCAAUCUACAAAUCAAUCAGAACCAGAAGCAGGUUCUAAUUCUGGAAUAAAUGAUGAGCCUGUUAGUAAAGCAAAACAUAAAGAUGAAAGUUUUGAUGAUGAUUUUGGAGACUUCAAUAGUUUUGCAACAGAUAGUGUGCCUAUCAAUUAUCACUCUAACAAUGCGAGCGUGAAAGAAGUUACUCCUAUUGAUGAUACCACUCAAUAUUAG